Messenger RNA from Vigna umbellata (rice bean), 1360 nucleotides. RefSeq names its product 3'-5' exonuclease domain-containing protein / K homology domain-containing protein / KH domain-containing protein. Gene Ontology annotation, biological process: nucleobase-containing compound metabolic process. Gene Ontology annotation, molecular function: 3'-5' exonuclease activity; RNA binding. The record is from RefSeq and is a predicted model, not a curated record. NCBI's taxonomy places the organism in Eukaryota, Viridiplantae, Streptophyta, Magnoliopsida, Fabales, Fabaceae.
GUAACCAUUUUUGGGUAGUAAAAAGAGAGCUAGCAGAGAAGAGUGCAGAGCAAGCUUAGAAGAGCGAAGGGUGUGAUGUGGUUGAACAUUCACUCCCAAUCACAUGGCUUCUUCUUUUCCUCCUUCUUCCUCUUUUCUCACACACCUUCCUCUUCAUCCUUCUUCUUCCCCUCACCAAGGUGAGAAGAGUCUAGUGGAAGAUGAAUCGCCUGUUCCGAUUCACAUCGUGACGCUGGCCUCGCAACUUCCCGUCGAGUUCCUUGAACCCUCGCCUCAAUCGGAGCUCGUCAUUGGCUUUGAUUUCGAGGGUGUUGACUUGUGUCGUAAAGGCACUCUCUGCAUAAUGCAGCUUGCAUUUCCUGAUGCUGUGUACUUGGUUGAUGCGAUUGAAGGGGGAGAAGAGCUUAUCAAAGCGUGUAAGCCUGCACUUGAAUCUAGUUACAUCACAAAAGUGAUUCAUGAUUGCAAACGGGACAGUGAGGCACUCUUCUUUCAGUUUGACAUCAAGUUGAACAAUGUGGUGGAUACUCAGAUUGCUUACUCACUAAUAGAGGAUCAAGAAGGACGAAAGAGAUUGCGAGAUGACUACAUUUCAUUUGUUGGCCUCCUUGCCGAUCCACGUUAUUGUGGCAUAUCAUAUGUUGAGAAGGAAGAAGUUCGUGACCUCCUUCGACAGGACCCUAAGUUCUGGACACACCGACCAUUAUCUGAGCUAAUGGUCCGUGCUGCUGCUGAUGAUGUUCGUUUUCUUCUCUACAUUUAUCACCAAAUGAUGGAGAAAUUAAAUGAGCGAUCUUUAUGGUAUCUUGCAGUUCGUGGUGCAUUGUAUUGCCGUUGUUUCUGUGUGAACAGUAACAAUUUUGCUGAUUGGCCAUCUCUACCUUCGAUACCAGAUAGCUUGAAUGCUGAUGGUAAUGGUCCCGAGGAGGAAAUUCUUUCAGUUCUUGAUGUUCCCCCUGGAAAGAUGGGACGUGUUAUUGGGAAAAGAGGGGCGACAAUUUUAUUAAUCAAGGCUUCUUGCAAUGCGGAAAUUCACACCGGAGGUCCCAAGGGCCCACCUGACAAGGUCUUUAUCAUCGGACCAGUGAAGGAAGUGAGGAAAGCUGAGGCUAUGUUACGGGGUAGAAUCUUGGAUAUGUAGUAAGGAAAUGCCCUGUGCCUUACUUCUCUUUCAACUAAACUUUUGCAAUAAAUCUUUUCUCUUAUCCAAUGGUUCCUGCCUUAUUGCCUCUGAUAGUUGGACUUGAGUUGUGUGGGCAGAGAUGUGACAUUUCUAAUACUUGAGCUUCCUUUUCCCAUCCUGUAUCUACUGGAAAAGUGAAAAAAAAAAUUAACAAAAGUUAAAAAUGAAUGAAAUAUU